This is a messenger RNA of Planococcus citri (citrus mealybug), 1750 nucleotides long. RefSeq names its product mucin-2-like. Bases 130 to 1680 code for a protein of 516 amino acids. The transcript is spliced from 10 exons. NCBI's taxonomy places the organism in Eukaryota, Metazoa, Arthropoda, Insecta, Hemiptera, Pseudococcidae. The record is from RefSeq and is a predicted model, not a curated record.
GCGAGAAUUACUCAUUGAAUAUAUUGUUUUAUCUCAGUUACUUGUAUUUACCUGUGUGUCCGAUAAAGUACGUUAAUUUACGCGUUCGAAUUAUAAACAGAUCCCAUUAGGUAGCCUACGUCUGAUAAAAUGAAACUUAUCGCAGGUGUAAUUGGGUUUGUGAUAACUUCGUUGUGUUUCAUUGUGGAUGCUGCGGAUACAGAUACACCUAUCAUCGGUGCACAUCUAGGAUCAGAGUUGAAUCCGAGUCAUGUUAAAGAAGAUAAUGAUAUCUAUAUUACCUGUGACAUUGAACCAAAUACAACCAGUGUCUAUAAAGUUAAAUGGUUUCAUGACGGUAAAGAAGUAUCAACUGACUUCAAAGCUGGCAUAAUUAUCGCCGAUAAAAAUCUGGUGUUACAGAAUAUUAAAAAACCAACGUCUGGAAAUUAUCACUGUGAAGCUAUAACCGAUAAGGGAGCGUUAAAAAGUGAUCCUAUUCCAAUAGAUGUUAAGAAUGUGAAUGAAACAUCGUCCUCUGAAAAUAAUACUACUGUUCCUCCAAGUACAGAAAUUCCAACAACGACAGUAAACCCAGAAAAUUCUACUGAUGCGAGUAAUCUCUUGGAAGGACGUUCUGACUUAGGCAAAGACUCUGAAAAUGUAACAUCUUCUGCUCAAAAUACUACCACUGUUCCUACAACAACAGAAGCAGCAACUACAGUAACACCAAAAAAUUCCAAAGAUACGACUAGUAGUCCUUCGGAACGUCCUGGCUCCAGCAAAGACCCUAAAAAUGUAAAAUCGUUUUCUCCAAAUAGUACAACUCUUUCAGGGACAACUGUCCCCGAAACUACUACUUCUGGAACAACUACUCCUGGAUCAACUACUUCUGGAUCAACUACUUCUGGAUCAACUGCUGCUGGAACAACUACUUCCAGACCAACUACAUCUGGAUCAACUAUUUCCAAAACAACUGCUUCGGGAACGACUACUUCCAGAACAACUGCCUCCAGAACAACUCCUUCCAGAACAACUCCUUCCAGAUCAACUGCUUCUAGAACAACUCCAUCCAGAACCACUGCUUCAGCAACAACUACUUCCAGAACAACCCCUUCAAGAACAACCCCUUCCAGAACAACUGCUUCAAAAACCACUGCUUCCAGAACAACUGUUCCAGCAAAUACAGAAAUUCCAACCACAGCAAUCCCCGAACCCAACCCCUUCGGCACUCGUUUCGAUAUCCCUGGUUUCAACCAAGACUUCUUAAACGAUCGCCAACCAGGCCAAAAUUUCACCAAACAAUUCCACCACGGUGACUGCAACAUACAAUACGACAGAAGCGACAGAGGCGAUACUCACGUCACGUGGAAAAGAGGAAACGAUGAUAUCGAAAUGAAUGUCAGACCAGACGGCAACAUUGGUCAAAAUUGGAAUUUCCCCGGCGUCCAAAUUAGACUAAUUGCCACUUCUGCAGGUGAAAAGGAACAAAACUGGAAUUUCGGUCCGGCUCAAUAUAUUCUCAAGCAGUUGCCCAGCGGUGCCUUGGCUACUAGAUGGAUUGUGAGAAGUUACAGCUUUGGUACUCCUAUGGUGGUGGAAGACUGGGAUACGUUGAAUUCCUAUAGAAAUUUGAUAUCUGCGUGGUGUGAUAGGUUUUAUUUCUUGGUUGAUGAACGAAAUCAGUGUAUUAUUUAUUGAGUGUGGAAAUUAUUUGAAAUAUAUUAUUGUAUGUACUUAUGCAAAAUAAUAUGCAAAUAGGUAAACUGUU